Messenger RNA from Linum tenue, 624 nucleotides. The record is from the annotation of a GenBank genome assembly. Lineage: Eukaryota; Viridiplantae; Streptophyta; Magnoliopsida; Malpighiales; Linaceae.
AUGGCAGCCAUGGCAACCCAAUCCACCCUCUUCACUCCCCCACUCAAACCCACCACCACCUCCCUCUCCACACGGAACCCCAAAUCUCUGUCCUUCACUCCCCUGAAUCUCCCCCUCAGAUCCACCACCUUCAGAACCGCCGCCGCCGAGGGCAGCAGCGCAGCCCCUGUAGAAGCACCACCGGCUCCAGUCGGAUUCACCCCGCCGGAGCUCGACCCGACCACCCCGUCCCCAAUCUUCGGCGGAUCCACCGGCGGGCUCCUGAGGAAAGCCCAGGUCGAAGAAUUCUACGUCAUCACCUGGGAAUCCCCAAAAGAGCAGAUCUUCGAGAUGCCCACUGGCGGAGCCGCGAUCAUGAGGGAAGGCGCGAACCUGCUGAAGCUGGCGAGGAAAGAGCAGUGCCUGGCGCUGGGUACAAGGCUGAGGUCCAAGUACAAGAUCAAGUACCAGUUCUACAGGGUGUUCCCCAAUGGUGAGGUUCAGUAUUUGCAUCCCAAAGAUGGGGUUUACCCGGAGAAGGUGAACCCUGGAAGGGAAGGCGUGGGGCAGAAUUUCAGGUCGAUUGGGAAGAAUGUUAACCCGAUUGAGGUUAAGUUUACUGGGAAGCAGCCUUAUGAUUUGUAA